AUGAACUUCCCACGGCACGAUAUGCCCGGCAUGGACAUGGGCGGCGACUCAUCCAGCUCUUCAUCGCCUUCCCACUCCCACGGCUCAGGCAACAUGAUGACAAUGGUCUUCCAAACCGAAACCCGCACACCUCUCUACGCAAGCUCCUGGACACCAGAUAAUGCUGGUGCUUACGCAGGAACAUGCAUCUUUCUUGCUGUUCUCGCCAUCGUCGCGCGAGUUCUCCUUGCUCUAAAAGCCACCCAAGAAGCUCGCUGGCUUGAUCGUGAAGCCGCACGCCGCUACGUCGCCGUCAAUGGCAAGAUUCCGUUAUCAGAGCAGAUAGCUGCCAACCCUGAUUCGCGCCGCAUGACUCUCACGGAGAAUGGAGUGGAGGAGACGGUUGUUGUUGUGGAAAGGAAGAGAGCUGCCACAAGGCCAUGGCGGUUCAGCGUCGAUCCUGUCCGCGCAUGUCUUGAUACCGUGAUUGUUGGCAUUGGCUACCUGCUGUACGUCCUCAUCCCUGGUUUUACCGUUUGCUUUCCAUCUCGAAUGCUAAUCCUCCUUCGCAGCAUGUUGGCUGUCAUGACGAUGAAUGUCGGCUACUUUCUGUCAGUCCUGGCUGGUGUUUUCAUCGGUAGCCUAGCAGUCGGUCGGUACACUACAGCAGUCGAGCAUUAA
This is a messenger RNA of Fusarium coffeatum, 660 nucleotides long. RefSeq lists its product as uncharacterized. Gene Ontology annotation, molecular function: copper ion transmembrane transporter activity. Lineage: Eukaryota; Fungi; Ascomycota; Sordariomycetes; Hypocreales; Nectriaceae. Bases 1 to 660 code for a protein of 219 amino acids. The record is from RefSeq and is a predicted model, not a curated record. Gene Ontology annotation, cellular component: plasma membrane. The transcript has a single exon. Gene Ontology annotation, biological process: intracellular copper ion homeostasis; copper ion transmembrane transport.